Molecule: messenger RNA, 420 nt
Organism: Homarus americanus (American lobster)
Lineage: Eukaryota; Metazoa; Arthropoda; Malacostraca; Decapoda; Nephropidae
Product: alpha carbonic anhydrase 8-like
Exons: 1
Coding region: 1-420 (139 amino acids)
Source: RefSeq, a predicted model, not a curated record
AUGAGGACGAUAAGCUGGACCUCCCCAAAGCCGGAUCCCCCCAAACCUCCCCAAGCCGGAUCCCCCAAGCCAAAACCCUCCCCAAGCUCCGGAACCCUCCCCAAGCCCAGGGGCCACUUCCACAAGCCGGAACCCUCCCCAAGCGGAACCCUCCCCAAGCCAGAACCCUCCCCAAACCAGAUCCCCCAAGCCAAGCCACUCCCCAAGCCAGAACCCUCCCCCAAGCCGGAACCCUCCCCAAGCCGGAUCCCCCCAAGCCAAAAGCCACUCCCCAAGCCAGAACCCUCCCCAAGCGGAACCCUCCCCAAGCCAGAACCCUCUCCAAAAAUCCGAUUCUCCAUAUUCCCCCUUCAAGAUCCUCAAAAGAUGACUCUGGUCUCGUUCACAAAUGAGUUCCUCUUUCUUUUGAUGUCUCGUUAA